GUGAGGGGUUUCCCCAAAGUCUGCCAAAACAUUACAGGCAAAGAAGAACUAGUCAGACCUGUAGGUCACUCCUGUGCAGUCACAGGUCAGUUUAAUCAAGUUUCACCACAACACGCAGGAAUCGGUUUCAGGGUAGUACAUAAAUUAAAGAUACCUACCAAAAAGAACAGCAGAGAGUCGAGGAGGAAACAAAAGAUGUGGAUGACGACGUGUCGGAGGAUUGGCAUCUAAAGCCCAAGAGGAAAAGUCAGAAGGUGAGUGAGGAGUUUUUAGAGCAGAGAGAGAAGAAGGAGGAGGGGGACUGUGAUGAAGGUUUCAGCACUGAAUAGCCAACUGCUGUAGGACGCGCAAAGAACAAAAGUUCAAGCCAACGCUUUAAAGAAGAGGAAAAACGAAGAAGUGUGCCUUUUUGACUUGGGCGACUAGUCGCAGAGCACAGACAAUGAAGACGACAAAUAUGACUUUGAGGAUGAAACAAGAGGGCGUCAUCUUCCUAAUGUGAUUGUGACUGCUAAGAAAGCAUCAGGUUAGGUAUCAAAAGACAGGAUGGGAUCAAAGGAUAAAAAAUCCAAGAAGGACUCAGAGAAAGAGGAGGAACAAGCAGGAGGGGAUGAGGAAGGGAAGAAGAAGAAAGACAAAAAGAAAAAAGGAUCCGUAAACAGUAAUGAAGAUGCCAAGAAGACCAAAGGGAAGAAGAAGAAGGUGGAAAAUUAUGUGGAAAUCUACGAGAGUGAGCUUCGCAAUUAUCAGGCAGAAAUGGUGGAGAACUAUGAAGAUGAGUACCAUAAAAAGAAAGUAUACGAAGUGGUUACCGUCACAGGCGAUGAGAGAGGAGCAGGCACAGAUGCCAACGUGUUUGUCACUCUCUUUGGAGAAUUCGGCAUCACUCCGAAAGUCCAUCUGGCCAGCAAGAGCCGCACAGCAUUUGAGAGGGCCAAAACUGAUGUGUUUAGAAUAAGAACCCACAAUGUUGGUCCCCUGAAGAAGAUUCGGAUUGAGCAUGAUAACACGGGUAUGAAUGCCAGCUGGUUCUUGGACAGGGUGGUGGUGACAGAUGUCAUCAGGCCUCACCUGAGGUACUAUUUUGCUUGUAACAACUGGCUCAGCAAAGUGGAAGGAGACCGCCUUUUUGUCCGUGACUUGUUGGGAACCGCGGACCCCAUGGACAUGCCCAAAUAUAAUAAGUAUAUGGUCAGUGUAUUCACUGCAGAUAUAAAAGGUAGUGGAACAGAUGCUGAUGUUUUCAUCAAUAUCUUUGGAGAGUUUGGAGAUACAGGGGAAAGGCUACUAAACACAGACAAAAACAACUUUGAAAAAGGCUCAGAGGACAAAUUCACAGUUGAAGCGCCUAACUUGGGAAAAAUGAGAAAGGUCACCAUCGGCCAUAAUAACAAGGGCACUUCUGCCGGAUGGUUUGCCGACAAGGUGAUUGUCGAUGAUCUGGGGAACAAACUAGUCUAUGAAUUUCCUAUCAAUCGUUGGUUUGCCAUCGAUGAAGAUGAUGGCAAGAUACAGAGAGACAUUUUGGUGGGAGGAAGCCAACCCACAGGGAUUGUGUACAAUGUCCAGAUUGUAACUGGAAACAUCCGUGGAGCUGGGACCAACUCCAAAAUCCACAUUGUAAUGCACGGCAGCAAAGGCUCCAAGAACAGUGGGAAGGUGUUUCUGGAAGGUGGCAAAUUUGAACGCGGCCUAACCGAUAUCUUCAAUGUGGAAAUUGCCGCGCUUCUCAGCCCCCUCAGCAGGGUGACCAUCGGACAUGAUAACGACGGGGUCAGCGCCGGGUGGUACUGUGAGAAGGUAGUGGUGUACUGUCCAUUCACGGGUAUAGAGCAAACAUUUCCAUGCUCUAAAUGGCUGGAUGAGAAGGAAGGAGAUGGACUGAUUGAGCGAGAACUUUAUGAGAUGGUCUCUCUUAGGCACAGAAAGCAAAAAAAGCAUCCCUGGUCCUUGUGGAUCUGGACGUCGGAUAUAGCCAACGCCGGAAGCGACGCAGAUAUUUAUUUCCAGGUGUAUGGAGUAAAGGGCAAGUCAGAUGAGAUCAAACUAGACAACAAGACUGACAAUUUUGAGAGAGGGCAAGUGGACAGAUUCAUGGUAGAGCUGCCGGAUUUGGGGUGUUUGACCAAACUCCGAAUCUGGCAUCAGAAGAGAAAUCCUUUUGCAGGAUGGCAUCUGAGUAAGGCGACUCUGAUGAAAACAUUAACAAAGGAAAAAUAUAAUUUUCCAUGUGAGCGUUGGCUAGACACUAAUGAAGAUGAUAAUGAGGUUGUGAGGGAACUUCCAGCCACUGGGAGGCUAAUUACUGACCCACUGCCUUUAAUUAAGUACAGAGUGACCGUUUGCACCGGGAACAUUGGAGGUAGUGGUACGGACGCGUCGGUUUUUCUCAAUAUGAUCGGUGAGCGUGGUGACACGGGAGAUCGAACGCUGGUCAACUGCAAAAAUAACAUCAACAAGUUUGAGAAGGGAAAUCUGGAUGAAUUCAUUAUCGAGGCUGUCGCCAUCGGGCAGAUUCGCAGAGUAAGGAUUGGACAUGAUGGCAAAGGUGGCGGCUGCGGCUGGUUUCUUGAAAAAGUCAUUGUGAGAGAAGAAGGACAGGCUGAGGCACAAGCUAUUGAGUUCCCCUGCAACAGGUGGCUAGAUCGCAACGAAGAUGAUGGCCAAAUUGUUCGAGAGUUAGUCCCAUUCUCAGAUGGACAGCGUCUUUACAAUGCUGGAUAUCACAUUGCAGUGAAGACAGGCAACAUCCCCGGAGGCAGCUCAGACUCCACGGUCUAUGUUAAACUGUAUGGGGACAAAGGCGACACCAGUAAAAUGAUGCUGGUGGUCUCUGACAACAAUCUGAGCAACUACUUUGAGACAGGUCGCAUUGACAUCUUCACAGUGGAAACAUCUGAUAUUGGACAGAUCAACCGCCUGAUGAUCGGCCACAACAACGAAGGCAUGCGGGCCGGGUGGUUCUUGGACAGCGUUCAAAUCCUUGCGCCUUUGAGUGGAACGCAUUACAUGUUUCCAUGCCAUCGCUGGCUGUCCAAGGGAGAAGCUGAUGGCAAGACGGAGGUGGAGAUUUACCCCAGCGAGAUCCUAGACACGCAUCAAUUGAUCAACUACGAAUUAACAAUAGUAACUGGAGAUGAGAUGUUUGCCGGCACCAAUGCCAAAGUGUUCAUCCAGAUCUACGGCGACAAAGGGAAAACAGAGGUCAUCAAGCUAGAUAGCCGUUCUAACAACUUUGAGAGAAGAUCAACAGACAUAUUCAAGGUCGAGGCCAAAGACGUGGGUAAGUUGUUCAAGAUCCGCAUCGGCCACGACGGCUCGGGCAUUGGAUCCGGCUGGUACCUGGACAAUGUGGAGGUCAAACACAUCACAAUGACUCUGGUGCCCAAAGAGAAGAAGAAGGAGGACAAGAAGAAGAAGAAGAAGAAAAAGAAGGAUGAAGAGGAUGAAGAAGAGGAAGGAGCGGAGGAGAUGCAGGAAGUGGUGGUGACGUAUUGCUUCCCCUGCUCGCGGUGGUUGGCAAGCGGGGAAGAGGAUGGCGAGCUGCAGGUGGAGCUUCUGCCUGACGGAGCCGAAGAACUGGAAGUCAACACCUAUGAAGUGUGCGUCUUUACGGGUGACGUGCUGGGAGCCGGGAGCGAUGCCGACGUCUUCAUUAAUAUUUACGGCGACAAUGGAGACACUGGAGAGCGUUAUCUCAAGAACUCAGACAACCUCAACAAAUUUGAACGAGGCGAGGAGGAUGUGUUCAUUGUGACAGCUAUUGAUUUGGGUCCCCUGAAGAAGCUUCGGAUACGUCACAACAAUGCUCGACCGUAUUCAUCGUGGUAUCUGGAUCGUGUGGAAAUAGUGGACACAAAAGAUGAUACGACGUACUACUUCCCAUGUAACCGCUGGCUGGCCGUGGAUGAGGAUGAUGGCCAGAUAGCAAGAGAGCUGGUUCCUGUAGAUGAAGCCUUCAUGAAGAAGGAUGAGGAUGAAGAGGGAGGUGGAGCCACUCUGGGGCUAGAGCAGAAAGCCAUGUCUACUACGUAUACCAUCAAAAUAAAAACUGGAGAAAAGAAGUAUGCGGGAACUGACGCUAACAUCUUCGCUAUAUUAUUUGGAGAAAAUGACGACACAGGUAUCAUCAAUCUGAAAGCCUGUAAGAACUACAAGAACAAGUUUGAACAGGGCGCGAUCAAUGAGUUCAUCGUAGAGGCUGUGGAUUUGGGUGAGCUGGAAAAGCUUCGAAUUGGUCAUGACAAUUCAGGGGGAUCACCCGGUUGGUUUUUGGACUGGGUGGAGAUUGACGCUCCCUCGCAGGGUCUCAGGCUCCGCUUCCCAUGCGGCCGUUGGUUAGACAAGGGAGAAGACGACGGCAACAUCAUCAGGGAUCUUUAUCCUGCCGAGUUACAGACUGAGCUGUACACACCAUUCGUGCCUUACGAACUGAAGAUUUUCACCAGCGAUGUGUUUGGUGCUGGGACGGAUGCAGAUGUGUUCAUCGUUUUGUAUGGCCAGAAAGGCGUGUGCACACAGCAGAAGCAUCUAUGUGUCAACAAGAGAGAGAGGAGACUGUACUUUGAGAGGGGAGCUGAGGACAUGUUCAUAGUGGAGUUGGAAGAUGUCGGCGAUAUCAUCGAGAAGAUCCGAGUGGGACACGACAACAGGGGCUCCAAUCCUGGAUGGCACCUAGACAGAGUGGAGAUCAGACGCCUGUUGAGGAAAGGAAAGGGGUCCGAGACGACCAUUUUCCCGUGCGAACGCUGGUUGGCUAAAUCGGAAGAUGACGGGGAGACAGUGAGGGAGCUGGUCCCGUCAGACAUCAUUACAGAAAAACUCCUAAGGGGAGGCACUCUCAAACGGACUGAAACCGAAGUGGAGGAUGCUUUGGAAACACACACUUACCAGGUGUCCGUGCGUACUGGUGACAUGUACAAAGCAGGAACGGAUGCCAAUGUAUUCCUAACCAUCUACGGAGACCUUGGAGACACUGGAGAGCGAAAACUCUCCAGAUCUGACACCAACAGAAACAAGUUUGAGAGAGGAGAGGUGGACAAAUUUACCAUUGAAGCUGUGGAUCUUGGCCAAGUGUUUAAGAUCCGAAUUCGUCACGAUAACUCUAAUAUAGGAGCUGACUGGUAUCUGGACCAGGUGGAGGUGUUGGAUUUGGACACAGAGGAGGUUUACAUGUUCCUGUGUGAACGCUGGCUGUCAAAGAAAAAGGAGGACAAACGCUUAGAGAGGACCUUCUUUGUCAAGGGUUACGAAGGCGAAAGAAAUACCGAUCCCAAUUCCAAGAAAAUUGCUCAAGCCAAACUGGGGCUGGAUCGGAAUGCAAAUAAGAAAAAGAAGAAGAAGAAAAUGGCACUUGUGGAAGAAGGGCCAAUCAUCCCCUAUCAUUUCACUCUGUCCACUGGGAUGGAGCGCGAUGCCAGCACCACGGCCAGAGUCUACGUCAUCAUAAUUGGUCCUGGAGACCAGGAGACGGACCGGCUCUGGCUGGAUCUGCCGGAAGGAAAGAAAUGUUUUGCGGCUGGCAGCAUGCAACAUUUUGUGUGCUAUGGAACUGACGUGGGAGAGAUCAAAAGGGUGGAACUAGGACACAAUGGCGCCACACCAGAAAGCUGCUGGUUGGUGGACGAACUGGCCAUCAGCGUGCCCACCAAAGGCAUCAAGUACAGUUUCCUGUGCAAGUGCUGGCUGGCCAAAGACCGGGGGGACGGUCUUACGGUUCGACUGUUCAAUGUGCUGGACGCCAGCACCAUCAGUAUCAACCGCAAAGUGAUUUAUUCCACCACAGUUGUCACUGGUGACACCCAGUACGCUGGCAGCGACACUAACAUUUUCCUGACUGUGUAUGGAGCCAAUGGGAGCACAGAGGAAAUGCUCCUGCCUAAGAAUGGGGACAGGUUUGAGCGAGACCAAGAGGACACAUUCAACCUAGAGGUCGACGACAUCGCACCCCUGAAGAAGAUACGACUGAGGAUUGAUGGCAGCGGGAGUCGUCCCGAUUGGUUUCUGGACAGGAUCCUAAUGCGCAACCUGACCACUGAGGAGGUUUACACAUUCACAUAUGAGAACUGGCUGUCAAAAAGCAAAGGGCCCAGGAGGACUCUAGAAUGCGAGCUGGCAGCCGUGGUAGACGAGGAGGAGAUGGUGGAAAAAACCACCUAUGUCAUUCAGGUCCAGACCAGUGAUGUCACAGGCGCUGGUACAGAUGCCAACGUGUGCCUGAUUGUGUUUGGGGAGUUCGGCGACACAGGGACACUGAAGCUGAAGGAGAGCGCCAACAGGAACAAGUUUGAACGUAAAAUGAGAGAUGUGUUCCGCUUUCCUGACGUUCUCAGUCUGGGCGAGCUCUCCAAAGUGCGAGUGUGGCAUGACAACAAAGGUGCGGCUCCGGGCUGGCACCUGGACUACAUCGAUGUCAAAGAUGAGAGCAUGGAUCAAACAUUCAGGUUCCCUUGUGACCGCUGGUUGGCCAAAAAUGAAGACGAUGGUCAGAUCAUCAGGGAGCUGGCUUGUGCCAACAAUGAUGCUGUGGAUCUCAGCGACAAAACAAAAUAUGAAAUUGCCAUAACCACCGCAAACACAGAGGGCGCAUCCACCAGUGAAAACGUUUGGAUUGUUCUGGAAGGAAGAAAAGCCCGCUCCAAGGAGUUUGUUCUGGAGAAUAAAAAAAAUAAGUUCUCAUGCGGCGCCACUAGCACGUUUGAGUUCUCAUCCAAGCAUGUGGGUGAGAUCGCAGGCAUCUGCAUUGGACACAUCACUAAAGAUGGAAAGAAAGUGAAGAGUGAAUCCUACUGGCAUGUGGCGGAGGUGGUAGUGACUGAAAAAGAGCUGGGAAACAAGUAUUUCUUCCAGUGCGAUGCACUUGUGCCCUUGGCGUCCAAAAAGGAUCAGUUCCAAAACUUUGAGUGCUACAAAUCUGUGGAGAGUUUUGCCAGCAAGGUCCGUAGUCUGGUGCCUGUCAAGUACGAGAUCAUCGUGAUCACAGGCGACGUGAAGGAUGCCGGCACAGACGCCAACGUCCACAUCACAGUCUACGGUAUCAACGGCGACUCGGGCCGACGCCACCUGCGCAAGAAAUUCCGCAACCUGUUUGAGCGAGGCCGUACGGACCGCUUUGUGGUGGAGAUGUUGGACUUGGGUGAGCUGCUCAGGGUCAAGGUAGAGCACGACAACAGUGGCAUCAACAACGGCUGGUUUCUGGAGUGCAUGGAGGUGACCAACACGGCCAACUCAGUCACGACUAUCUUUCAGUGUGCCAAGUGGCUGGACAAGGACAAGGCUGACGGAUGCACUGAGAGGGUCCUCUACCCCAAGUACUAGAGUACUUGUAAAAAGUCCACACACCCUCAUUUAAAUGCCAGGUUUUGGUGACGUUUAAAAGAUAUAAAUCAUGGGGAAAAAGUAACAAUUGUAAUCAAAUAAUUCUUUACACAGUUACAGAAAUAAGGUGAGUUUUAGUUGAACCAUUUUGUUCUUACAUUGUACAUUUGUGCCAACACUUUAGAGGACAUUGAUCUGAUUGGUUGAAAAGAGAGGUAGGUGUCCCAUGGAAUUUAAAGGCUAAAUUGGAUUCACAUUCAACAGUUUUGACAUGUUAUUGUGGGGGUUCUUUUAAAAGCAAAGAUCACCACAUAUAAUACUUGUAUUUUUUUCCCAUUAAAGUCCACGCGUUUUGACAGAUCCUCACCGUUCCAAAAUUCCGCUACAAAAAUUGUUAAUUUGAAUUUCGAUUUCACCCUCUCACAUUUACGGUUGUCAAAAAAAGUUUUUUGACAAACAAAAUACCGAAUUCAUUUCCAAUGGCAAAAACAUUUAAAAUUUCAAAUAGUUUCUCAUCCUCUAUUUAAUAUCCAAUUCAAAUAAUUUACACAUCUAAAUUUCAGGAUUUCAAGACGCACAGAAGUUGUAUACCGUUUUUGCCAAAAACAUACGGUUCUACCAAAAUUUGACAAAAAUAUAUUUCCAAUGCACUCGUUCAUUUCAAGUGGAAAAACAUGGCCCGAUAUUAACAAGAAGUGGCCUGAAAAAGCCCCCAAAUUUACAGAAGUGACCUAGAAUUGUCCUAAAACAAUGCAAACAUCCUUCCCGUGAAAAAAAAGAAAAAUAUGGAAAAUCGAAAAACCGCGGAAAAGUCGGAAAAAACCCUGGUAAACGGGGAAAAUGUGGUAAAACAAAAAUGACAGAGAGAAAACUAGUGGGAAAUUGCAAAACUGCUGAAAACUGCGUUUAAAAAAAAAAACACAAAAGCUGACAAACCACAAAAAAACGACAAAACCACAAUUAAAAAAAAAAAAACAACUAUCAAAAAAUGGGAAAAAAACAAAAACUUUUAGUUUCUUCUUCAUAGGUCACUCAUUGGCGGCCACUGACGGCACAAGACGUCCAAUCCAUUUUGACUGAGCAGGGCGAAUGAAUGAAUAUUAAUUCUGACCUAUAGGAGAGAGAGGGAGCAAAGCUUCUUCACAUGAUUUUUCCAGAAAUUGCAUUUUCUAGAGUUUACAAACUAUGGCACCCUAUUAUGGAAUUUAAAAAAAUGUUUUUUAACAUCAUUUCAACCUGUUAAAACCAAGCCUCUGUACAUUUAUUUAGUAAUUCGUUUUUGAUAAGACAAAGUCCAUAAAUGUUUCUGACUGAGUGUGUAAACGUGUCCUAAAUUAAGUGAGAGACUAUGAAUAAAGGAGUCAG
This is a messenger RNA of Corythoichthys intestinalis (scribbled pipefish), 8682 nucleotides long. It is a transcript of the gene loxhd1b, whose product is annotated as lipoxygenase homology PLAT domains 1b. The record is from RefSeq and is a predicted model, not a curated record. NCBI's taxonomy places the organism in Eukaryota, Metazoa, Chordata, Actinopteri, Syngnathiformes, Syngnathidae. Gene Ontology annotation, molecular function: protein binding. Bases 547 to 7317 code for a protein of 2256 amino acids. The transcript is spliced from 42 exons.